ACGGUCAGAUAGCUGGCUGCUUCGUGGCACAGGACCCGCUGAAGCAGACCCAGUCUCGACAGGGCCAUGGAGCGCUUUAGCGCCGGUCUACCUUAAGCUUGCUGUGCGUGUAUGUGUGGCAGAGCCAUGGAGAUGAGCUGGCAGGGAAGCAGCCAUGAUCCAGAGCUGGAAGGGGGGAGGGAACAGUCACGUAGCCCAGCUAGGGUGCAGCCUCUCUGGGUCCCUACAGCACCGUCACUCCCUGAAGUGCCUCUGGGAAGCCAAGACUGUUCAGUGGCUGUAAGGUGACCCUCGUCUCUUACGGCGGGCCCUGGCUGUUGAGGGAAGUGGGUUUCCCCCCCCCUCCACUAACUGGGGAAUGACGAGGAGGCAGAGGAGAGAGGGAGGAGGUGUUUGGUUGUGCCUGUGGAAUUGGCAGAGGGAGAGACGGAGGGGCAGGGAGGAAAGAAGGAAGGAAGAAGGUUGUUCUGCGGUAAAAUGGUCGGAAGAGAGGGGUUUUAACUCAUUUUUCUAAGACCAUGGGCGACAUGAAAACCCCAGACUUUGAUGACCUGCUUGCGGCCUUUGACAUUCCUGACAUGGUCGAUCCGAAGGCCGCCAUCGAAUCUGGCCAUGAUGACCAUGAUGGGCAGAUCAAACACAACGUCCACCACGAUGAGGAGUCCCAUGUCCCUUCAGCCCCAGAUGUCGGAGUCAGCGUCAUUGUUAAGAAUGUCCGAAACUUGGAUACCAACGAACACCCACUUGCAGAUAAAGAUUCCCAUCAUCCCUCAGUGGGAAAUGGGAUGCACAAUGGUUUCAUGGCAGUGUCACCUAGCAACAGGUUAAGCAAGGAUGGAGACAAGCUUCAGAAAAGCCAUGCCAUGGAAGUGGCUGGGUCCACAUUCAGCCAGUUCAGUCCCAUUUCCAGUGCUGACGAGUUUGAUGAUGACGACAAAAUUGAAGUGGACGACCCUUUAGACAGGCAAAACCGUUUACCUUUUUUCCGACCAAAUCCUCUUACUGGAAUUAAUGUUAAACAAGAAGAGUUGUCCUCGCAGUCUUCCAAGCCAGGAGCUAAUGGCAACUUCAACCUUUCAAAAGCUGAAAACCCCAGUGCCAAUGGUACUUUGGGCAAUUCCCAUGAUCCUUCAAAACCCAAAAAAAGUGAGGCCCAGCCCAAGGAGGCGCUCAAAGCCCAAGACGGAAAAGAAGCAAAAGAAGCAGUUGUUGGGUUGAGCAUGACAAACCUCUCUCAGGCCAAGGCCAAGUCUUCAGUCAAGCUUUCGUCCUGCAUUGCUGCUAUUGCGGCUCUUAGUGCAAAAAAGGCCAGCACAGACUCCACAGUUGCUGAGCCCCUCACCCCUAAACUAGGCUCACCCAAAGAGGCUAAGGAAAGCCCAAAGGUGACAGAGAAACCUCCAGAGCAAGAAUCAGCUCUGGAGCUUGCUAAGAAAAUGCUCUCCAAACAGCCCGAGAGCCCUUGCAGUGUCAACAGCGAACACAGUAGCAAAGGGUCUCCCUCCUCACCAGCAGGGUCCACUCCUGUCAUUCCCAAAGUUCGCAUUAAGACCAUUAAAACGUCUUCUGGCCAAAUAAAGAGGACUGUCACUAGGGUGCUACCAGAGUUUGACCCUGAAGGUCUCAAAAAGGGCAUUGACGCAGCAUCCAUUGUGGUAUCUUCUCUCUUGCCCUCACCAACCUCAAAUUCUGUUUUCUCAUCCCCCACCAGAGCAGCACUACCUACCACAGUGGUGGCAACAUCUGCAGGCUCGACCAUUGAAGUGACAAAGCAAAUGACCAUCAAGCCUGUUGCCACUGCGUUCUUACCAGUCUCUGCAGUCAAGACAGCUGGUUCUCAGGUAAUUAACUUGAAACUGGCCAACAAUACGACAGUAAAAGCUACCGUCAUACCUGCCGCAACAGUUCAGAGCGCCAGCAGUGCCAUCCUCAAAGCUGCCAAUGCUAUUCAGCAACAAACUGUUGUGGUGCCCGCUUCCAGCCUCACCAACACCAAACUUGUUCCAAAGACUGUACACCUUACCAACUUGAACCUCCUUCCCCAGACAUCAGCCUCAGAGCUCCAUCAGGUCCUGUCGAAAUCCCAGCAACCCAUCAAACAAGCCAUGAUGGCCUGCCAGCCUACUAAGAAAGUGUCCCGUGUUCAGGUGUUGGCCAGCUCCCAGAGUUCAGUUGUUGAAGCCUUCAACAAAGUAUUGAGCAGCAUCAACCCUGUGCCAGUUUAUGUGCCCAACCUUUGCCCCCCAUCCUCUGCUUGCAUCUCUCUACCAUCGCGGGGCUACAAAUGUCUUGAGUGUGGUGACUCUUUUGCUCUAGAGAAAAGCCUAAGCCAGCAUUAUGACCGGAGGAGUGUUCGCAUCGAGGUCACUUGCAACCACUGCGCCAAAAACUUGGUCUUUUACAACAAAUGCAGCCUCCUCUCUCAUGCCAGAGGACACAAAGACAAAGGAGUCGUCAUGCAGUGUUCCCAUCUCAUCCUCAAGCCCAUCCCUGCUGAUCAGAUGAUCCUGGCCCCAUCGGUCACCUCUAGUGCCCCCAUUUCUACAUCAACCCAUGGUACUUCUUCUGUAGGCAGCCAAGGGAAGAGUGACAUGACAACAGUGAUCUCUGCCCCCUCUUCAGCCCCUGUAGUGGCUGCCAUGCCAUUGGACAAAGAUGUGUCCAGGCUCUGCCGGUCAAAUCUGAAGUGCUUGGAGUGUAAUGAGGUGUUUCAGGAGGAGUCUUCCCUGGCUAUGCACUAUCAACAGACGGCAGAGUCGAGUGGACAGAAAACCUGCACCAUCUGCCAAAUGCUGCUUCCCAAUCAGUGCAGCUUUGCCUCCCACCAGCGGAUCCAUCAGCACAAGUCUCCCUAUGUCUGCCCGGAGUGUGGGGCCACCUGUCGCUCCAUUUACUUCCAGUCCCACGUCACUAAGAACUGCCUGCACUACACACGCAGAGUGGGCUUCCGAUGUGUCCACUGUAGCGUCAUCUUCGCCGAUGUUGCGGGCCUCAAGUCCCAUAUUCAGGGGUCCCACUGCGAGAUAUUCUACAAAUGCCCCAUUUGCCCCAUGGCUUUUAAAUCUGCCCCAGGCACUCACUCUCAUGCCUACACGCAACACCCAGGUGUGAAGAUUGGUGAGGCCAAGUUAAUCUACAAGUGUUCCAUGUGCGAUACCGUUUUUACCCAGCAGCCUUUGCUGUACACCCACUUUGACCAGCACAUUUCCAACCAGAAGGUGUCUGUCUUCAAAUGUCCGGACUGCUCCAUGCAUUACGCCCAGAAACAGCUGAUGCUGGAUCACAUCAAGUCCACGCAUGGCACCCUGAAGAGCAUCGAGGGGCCUCCUAACUUGGGCAUUAACCUUCCAUUGAGCAGUAAGCCGAUUAACUCCAUGACCCCCAGUCCCAACAACAAAGAGGGGGGUGCCCUCAGCAGCCUGGAGAAAGAAGACAAGAAACCCGCUUGUGCAGUUAAGAAGGCCGGUAACGGAACGGAACUCCUCAAAAAGCCCACAUCGGCGUCCGCGGCCAGCGUGUGCCCUGGAUGGAGCUGUAAGGAGUGUGACCGACUCUUCACCCAGAGGGAGGUGUUCAUUGCACACAUGAAGAGGGAACAUGGCAAGCACCUGAAGAAACAUCCCUGUCGCCAAUGUGACAAGUCAUUCAGCUCCUCCCACAGUCUGUGCCGACAUAACCGGAUCAAACAUAAAGGUGUCCGGAAGGUCUAUUCCUGUCUACACUGUCCAGACUCCAAGCACACAUUCACCAAGAGGUCACUUCUGGAGAAACACGUCCGGCUAAUGCAUGGCAUCAGUGAAACAGAGGGCAAGGCGUCAGAUGAGCCCCCCAACGCGGACGACCCUUCCAGCAAGGAUCAGGUACGCAGUCCCAAACGCAAGCUCACCUCAGAUGGCGAGGAUGCUGAAGAGGACGAUGAGGAAGACAACAAGGGAGGGGCGGGGUCUCCCGGCCAGCAUCGCAGGGGCGUGUCCUCACAGCCUCUGAAGAAGCUGAAGGUGAACGUCUUCAAAACUCACAAGUGCGCCAUGUGCAACUUCACCACCGAGGACCUGGUGCGCUUCCACGAACACAUUCCCCAGCACAAGACGGACGUCUCAUCCCACCAAUGCCGUGAGUGUGGCCUCUGCUACACCUCGCACCAUUCGCUGGCCCGCCACCUCUUCAUCGUGCACAAGCUGAAGGAGCCGCCGGGCUCCGGGCGCCAUAGCGACCAACAGGAGAACACUCCAGCGCCGGAGGAGACCCAGGGCAUCCCAGACACGCAGUGCAAAGUGUGUGGCAAGGCCUUCGAGACCGAGGCCGCCCUGAACACACACAUGCGGACGCACGGUAUGGCCUUCAUCAAGUCCAAGAGACUGAGCGUGGCAGAGAAGUAGCGUUUAAGUAGCGCCCGCUGUGGGAGAGAGGUGCUGAGUCUUUUGUUAUGGGAAUGAGACAACACGGAUCUGGGGUGGACAUGGGGGUGUUGUUCUUUUUUGGGACUCUUUGUAUGCUCACAUAUAAAACAAACAUAUACAUAUAUAUGAGAAAUGUACAAAUAUUGCACACACAAAAAAUUGUGUUUAAAGAUAUGUAAUAUAUUGAAACUGGAUUUAUGUGUAUUUAAAUAUCUAUGAGAACACAUUUUGUACACUUUAUGAUAGAUGUUUGUAUGAGUGUUGAAUAGAUCUUUUUUUUACAGUUGAAGGUUUAUUUUCCUGUAGACCAGUCGUCUCAUGGUUGUGUUUUGAGCAAGCAGAGCGUGUUAAAAGCCGUUUAAAACCCGCUUGUCUUGGGUUCCUUAACGUCUGCGUGACUCUACAGCGUCCAAUGUCUCAGUCUCUCUUAGACAGGCUUGUUUUUGCUUUUAAAGGAAAAUCAGUCCAUUCAUGCAACCAGAGUAUUGAGAAACAGUAACUGCUUGAGUCCCAGUGCGUUCACUUAGAUUUGUUGGGUACAUUCCUGUUUCAUGAAUCAGACAUCAGUUUUAAACUAAUAUUUAUACUAAACCUUACCACUACGGUAUUUAAAAAAAAGAAAAGAAGAAGAAGCUUUUUUUUAUCAGUUCCAGGACUUUAGCCACUGCCAGUAGACCAUAUGAGAUCCAAAACAUGUUUUGUAACGUUGGGUGUUUUACAGAGACCUUCAAAUCAGUUUUGGCUUAACCUUUUAUUUUAUAUUUAUCAGCACUCCCACCAGCUUGUAACAGUUACAGAAGAGUUACAGCUUCUGGCUGUUUGAUGUCUCUCUCAACAUUCAUAGCAGGAAGCACUUUGACUUUCCCGUUGUACCAGUCUGUAAUGUCUCACAUGUUGAAUGUCCCUGUAGGAUGUGUGCGAACAGAACUAGGGAACAGAACACGUGUGUUUGAGUAGGUGCAAGGUCUCCAGUACAUUCCAUCUCUAACGUCCCCUGCCUGACCACAGUAAAUCAUUGGACAGUGCUUAGCCACGCAGGCAAACGCAGCCAAUCACUGUCAGAGUCCCGCCCCAGUCACGGUCAAAGCCCCGCCCCAGGGUUUCCGCACAAACAAGGUACGAAUUUUUGAGUUCUUUUUUUACCUCUCAGUACAUCGUUGUAUUAAUCCAGCGGAAACAUUUGCUGUUUUAUUCUGAGAGGCUUUGGUCAAAUAUAGAAGUUUUAAUUUAAAAGGUUCAGGUGACGUUUGCCUGCAAUUAAAGAAUGUUUCUGAAUGUGAAACUGGAACCGUUGUAGGAGUUGCAGCUCUUAGCCGUUCAGCGUUUUCAAUGUUCAAUUGUUUGCUCUGUCAGAGACGUGCUAUAUUGUAUAAGGAAAUACUAAGGAUUAAAAAACAAGAACUUUAAUAUGGUA
Messenger RNA from Electrophorus electricus (electric eel), 5814 nucleotides. RefSeq names its product zinc finger protein 532 (gene znf532). The record is from RefSeq and is a predicted model, not a curated record. NCBI's taxonomy places the organism in Eukaryota, Metazoa, Chordata, Actinopteri, Gymnotiformes, Gymnotidae.